This is a messenger RNA of Puntigrus tetrazona (Sumatra barb), 1624 nucleotides long. It is a transcript of the gene ddx49, whose product is annotated as DEAD (Asp-Glu-Ala-Asp) box polypeptide 49. Bases 145 to 1527 code for a protein of 460 amino acids. The record is from RefSeq and is a predicted model, not a curated record. NCBI's taxonomy places the organism in Eukaryota, Metazoa, Chordata, Actinopteri, Cypriniformes, Cyprinidae. Gene Ontology annotation, molecular function: RNA helicase activity; ATP binding; nucleic acid binding. The transcript is spliced from 13 exons.
CAUGACGUCUAAUUCACGCGGCCGUCGCUGGUUCGCACGAGGGUUUUGUUAUCAACCUCAAAAGGACGUUUAAAGGCGUUCAGAGCAGCAAUAACCAACUCAUUUAUGUUUUAGAUAUUUUGUGUUUAGGUAGCACGUCGGAAAAUGGCCACCUUUGAGUCUCUUGGCCUGUCUGAGUGGUUGGUUCAGCAGUGUAAGCAGAUGUCAAUCACCCGACCGACCCCGGUUCAGGAGAAAUGCAUUCCUGCCAUAUUGGAAGGUCGGGAUUGCAUGGGCUGUGCAAAAACUGGAAGUGGGAAAACAGCAGCAUUUGUUCUCCCAGUGCUGCAGAAGUUGUCCGAGGACCCUUAUGGUGUCUUCUGUUUGGUGUUAACACCCACAAGAGAGCUUGCUUACCAGAUCGCAGAACAGUUCAGAGCGUUAGGGAAGCCACUGGGCCUAAAAGACUGUAUUAUUGUGGGAGGAAUGGACAUGGUCGCUCAGGGCUUGGAGUUGUCGAGAAAGCCACAUGUUGUUGUGGCCACGCCGGGACGACUUGCCGAUCACAUCCGAAGCUCGGACACAGUUAGCCUGAACAAAAUCCAGUUUCUGAUCAUGGAUGAAGCAGACCGUCUGUUAGAGCAGGGCUGCACGGACUUCACUAAAGAUCUAGAGGUCAUUCUCGGCGCUGUGCCUGCGAAACGCCAGACGCUGCUGUUUAGCGCCACGCUCACGGACACGCUGCAGCAGCUGCAGAGCAUCGCCUUGAACAGACCCUUCUUCUGGGAGCACAAAUCAGAAGUGCGGACGGUUGAAGAACUGGAUCAGAGAUUCAUCCUCACUCCUGAGAAAGUCAAAGAUGCUUACCUGGUCCAUCUCAUCCAAAAGUUCCAGGAUGAACAUGAUGAUUGGUCUGUCAUAAUAUUCACGAACACGUGCAAGAACUGUCAGAUACUAACAAUGAUGCUGCGUGAAUUCAAUUUCCCAACCAUCUCGCUGCACUCAAUGAUGAAGCAGAGACAGCGUUUUGCCAACCUCGCUAGGUUCAAGUCGAACGUCUUUAAGAUUCUCAUAGCCACAGACGUAGCUGCAAGGGGUUUGGAUAUUCCCACGGUGCAAGUCGUUAUCAAUCACAACACACCGGGUUUGCCAAAAAUCUACAUCCACAGAGUGGGACGAACCGCUCGAGCUGGCCGAAAUGGUGUAGCAAUCACUCUAAUCACACAGUAUGACAUCCAUCUCAUCAAUGCCAUUGAGGAACAGAUUCAGGCUAAAUUAAAAGAGUUCGCUGUUGAAGAGAAAGAGGUGUUGAAGAUCCUCACGCAAGUCAAUGUGACAAGACGACAGUGUGAAAUUAAACUGGAAUCCACUGAUUUUGAUGAGAAAAAGAAGAUAAACAAAAGGAAGCAAAUGAUUAUGGAUGGAAAAGAUCCAGAUUUGGAAGAAAAAAGGAGAAACGAACAAGAAAAGAUCAGAAGGAAAAAGAAGAAACACAAUCAAAAAAAGACGGGAGAAAACAGUGCAAAAACAGCAACAGUGGAUUCUUGAAGUGUUGAUAUUGUACAUUCAGAUUGUAUAUAACGUUUCAUUGCAUAAAAUAAUAUCAGUUACCAGUAUUUCAAAAUAAACCGCAUUUUAUAAGCAA